AUGAAAAUUGUUUAUAAAUUUACUUAGUAAGUUCUUUAUUAGAAUAAGCAGUAUUCGAUACUUAAGCCAUCGUAAUUGAGUGUCCCUAAAGAUGCUUUCAUUGCUAAGGUAACAAACAAAGAUGGUAGUACAUCUCUGCAUGAUCUCAAUAGAGAAAUUAAAUAGGAUUGCACUAUUGAAUUUUUGGAUUUCUCCAACUAAGACGCCAGAAGAGUCUUUUGGCAUUCAAGCGCUCAUGUUUUAGGUGCCAUUCUAAGUAAAUUUGGAGCUGAGUUGGAAUUUGGACCAUCCACAGAAAAUGGAUUCUAUUAUCAAUGCAAAAUGGAUAAGGAAAUUGAAUUAGAUUAACUUAACUAGGAAAUUGAAUAGUAUUUGAAAUAGAAAAAACACCUUUUUGAAAUUCAGAGCAUAUCCUAGAAUGAAGCAUUGCAAUUAUUCAGCAAAAACUCAUAUAAAUUGAGUAAAAUCAAAUAGACUGCCUUCCAACAGUAUCAGAUUUAUAAAUUAGAUGAUUUCAUAGAUUUAUGUAAAGGUCCUCACAUUGAUCAUACAAAUCGCAUAUAUAAAUUGAUAAUUAAUCACUCAUAACCAUAUUAGAAUAGUUAUAGGUAUUAGGGCAUAGCAUUUCCAAAUUCAAAGCUAUUUUAAGAAUAUCAAAAAUAAUAAGAAUGCGAUCAUAGACACAUAGGAAAGCAUUAGCAUUUAUUUGUAUUCAACAAAUUAGCUCCAGGAAGUGCUUUCUUUUUACCUCAUGGAACCAAAAUAUAUAAUAAGUUAAUAGAGAUGAUUCGUAAGGAGUAUAGAGAACGUGGGUAUUAAGAGGUCAUAACACCAUAGUUGUUCAAUAAGGAGUUGUGGAAGUAAUCUGGUCAUUUGGAUAAGUAUGCAGAAAACAUCUAUAUGACUCAUGAUCAUUAGAUGGGAUUGAAGCCUAUGAAUUGUCCUGGUCAUUGUUUACUGUACAAAACACUACAGCACAGUUAUAAAGAGUUACCAAUUAGAUUUGCUGAUUUUGGUGUUUUGCACAGAAAUGAGGUGCAUGGAACUUUGACUGGAUUAACAAGGGUACGUAAGUUCACUUAAGAUGAUGCUCACAUAUUUUGUACGAUUGAACAAAUUCAAUAAGAAAUUAAGAAUACCUUAGACUUUUUGAGUAGGGUUUAUGGUCGUUUUGGGUUUACUUGGGAGCUGACCUUGUCAACUAGGCCUGAUAAGUAUAUAGGGGAUUUGCAGAUAUGGGAUGAGGCUGAAAGGUAAUUGAGAAUUGCAUUGUCUGACACGCAAUACACAGAAAAUCCUGGAGAUGGAGCAUUCUAUGGUCCGAAGAUAGAUGUCUUAAUAAGGGAUCAUAAUCAGAAAUAGCAUCAAUGUGGUACAAUUCAAUUAGAUUUCAAUUUACCUGAGAGAUUUGAUCUCACUUAUCAUCAUGAAAAUGAUAAAUUCUCAAGACCAGUAAUGAUCCAUAGAGCCAUUCUGGGUUCAAUUGAAAGAAUGAUGGCCAUUCUCACAGAGCAAUACAAUGGAAAAUGGCCAUUUUGGUUAUCCCCUAGAUAGGUAAUGAUAAUUCCUGUAAGUGAAAUCUCAAAGUAAUAUGCAAAGGAAAUUUAUGAUUAAUUGUAUAAGUUAGGAUUUGAAGUGGAAUUGGAGGAUACUGAGUAGACUUUGGGGAAGAGAAUAAGAAAGGGGGAGAUGCUACACUUCAAUUAUAUUAUAACUGUUGGAGCCAAGGAGUAAGAGUCAAACACAGUGGAUGUCAGGGAGAGAGGAGAUAAUCAUAAGCAUUAAUCAAUGAAAUUGGAUGAGUUUAUAACUAAAAUUAAUUAAUUAUGA
Messenger RNA from Paramecium tetraurelia, 1830 nucleotides. RefSeq lists its product as uncharacterized. Gene Ontology annotation, cellular component: cytoplasm; mitochondrion. NCBI's taxonomy places the organism in Eukaryota, Ciliophora, Oligohymenophorea, Peniculida, Parameciidae. Gene Ontology annotation, molecular function: threonine-tRNA ligase activity; ATP binding. The record is from RefSeq and is a predicted model, not a curated record. Gene Ontology annotation, biological process: threonyl-tRNA aminoacylation. The transcript is spliced from 2 exons.